CAAAUUUCAACUCGACUUUUACCGACGUGCAGAUUUUUGGCGCGCGCGGUCAAAUGGUAUUGGGCCGGAGUGGAGUUAUCGCCACUUUCGAUGGAAGUGGUUAAUAAAUCAGUGGUUCGCAAUACCAGGAUCGCGAAACGGGCUCGACAGAUUGAUUUU
This is a messenger RNA of Amoebophrya sp. A120, 159 nucleotides long. Lineage: Eukaryota; Dinophyceae; Syndiniales; Amoebophryaceae. The record is from the annotation of a GenBank genome assembly.